AUGGCGGCCAUAUCGUCGCUUCCUUUCGCUGCACUGCGCCGAGCGGCCGACUGGAGGCCGUCAACGGCGACUGCCGCGGUGAGCGUCUCCGGUGGCGUCAUGCUCAACGCGAGGGCUCGGCGGGGAUCACGUUCGGUGGUGCGCUGCGUCGCUACGGCUGGUGAUAUCCCACCUACUGUGGCAGAUACAAAGAUGAACUUCCUGAAGUCAUACAAACGUCCUAUUCCAAGCAUUUACAGUACAGUCCUACAAGAACUUUUGGUGCAGCAACAUCUGAUGAGAUACAAAAGUACCUAUCAGUAUGAUCCUGUGUUUGCUCUUGGAUUUGUCACUGUCUAUGACCAGCUUAUGGAAGGGUACCCCAGCACCGAGGACAGGGAUGCCAUCUUCAAGUCAUACGUAACGGCGUUAAAUGAAGAUCCUGAGCAAUACAGGGCUGAUGCACAAAGGAUGGAAGAGUGGGCACGCUCACAAAAUGGUAACUUGUUAGUUGAAUUUUCUUCCAGAGAUGGGGAAAUAGAGUCCAUUCUGAAAGAUAUAUCAGAAAGGGCCCAGGGUAAGGGAAACUUCAGCUACAGCCGGUUCUUUGCUGUUGGCUUGUUCCGUUUGCUUGAGCUCUCAAAUGCGACGGAGCCAACCGUACUGGACAAGCUUUGUGCUGCUCUAAACAUCAAUAAAAAGAGCGUGGAUAGAGACCUUGACGUUUACCGCAACUUACUCUCGAAACUGGUUCAAGCCAAGGAACUUCUCAAGGAAUACAUCGAGAGGGAAAAGAAGAAGAGAGAGGAGAGAUUGGAGACGCCCAAGCCGAAUGAGGCUGUUGCAAAAUUCGAUGGAAGCGCUUAUCCCUUGAAGCAUUAA
Messenger RNA from Triticum turgidum subsp. durum (durum wheat), 861 nucleotides. The record is from the annotation of a GenBank genome assembly. NCBI's taxonomy places the organism in Eukaryota, Viridiplantae, Streptophyta, Magnoliopsida, Poales, Poaceae.